Messenger RNA from Acanthoscelides obtectus, 585 nucleotides. The record is from the annotation of a GenBank genome assembly. NCBI's taxonomy places the organism in Eukaryota, Metazoa, Arthropoda, Insecta, Coleoptera, Chrysomelidae.
AUGCAAAUUUUGUUAUUGAUAAGUCAGCUCGAGAGGAACGGUUUUGACAAUUUCCCUUCCUUAAGGUCGUUGGAUUUGUCAUAUAAUCAUUUGAAAGAGUACCAGCUGUCGUUAAAGAAUUUGCUCGAUGCAUUCAGUGCUAGAUUCAAGGAGAUAGAUGAUCUUGCAAUCAAGGUUGAGAUUUUCACGGCGCCAUUUACAGUGCGUUUCGAAACAGCACCGCCGCAGUUCCUAAUGGAGCUGAUUAAGCUUCAAUGCAAUACGAUCCUUAAGGAUAGAUACUACCACUAUAAUAGUGAAUAUAAUCUGGAUGGCAUUAUAGCAAUCCAAUGGGGCAGAACUCAUGAAAAAGAUGCAUUAGAUUAUUUGAAACAACAUUAUAAUUUGAAUAUUCAAUCAACAGGAGUAUGGCUUACAAAUUCAGGACUCCUUGGAGCUAGUCCUGAUGGUUUAAUUGAUGAAGGAGAUGCCAUUGUGGAAGAACCGAAAAAACCUGCACGUUUGUUCUUCACUGUAGUGCUUGCAGUCAGGCACAAAGCACAUUCCCAUUAUAAUGAAUCCGUGAACACCUUAAAAUACAUAUAA